This is a messenger RNA of Glycine soja, 898 nucleotides long. RefSeq lists its product as uncharacterized. Lineage: Eukaryota; Viridiplantae; Streptophyta; Magnoliopsida; Fabales; Fabaceae. The transcript has a single exon. Bases 228 to 500 code for a protein of 90 amino acids. The record is from RefSeq and is a predicted model, not a curated record.
CCACAAUCCAAAACCAUGAGCCUUUUUUUUCCACUGCCUCUGGUUUUGCUCACAAACUAAACUAGUGUCUGUGUUUUCCAUUGUCUCAAUCUCACACUAUAUAUUAACAACAACCUGCAACCCAUUCAUUCAUCUUCAACUUAUAUUCUCCAUAAACACAUCAAACUAUUAGCAAUUUAGCACCUUCUACUACUUUGUAAUCGUUCAAGAGUUGUGAACUGUGAAGAAUGAGUUCAACAAGCCGUGCUUGGACUUGGAGCGUGGCAGCAAGUGUUGGAGUGGUGGAGGCCUUGAAGGACCAGGGUAUAUGCAGGUGGAACAGUGUGAUGAGAUCAGCACAACAACAUGCUAAACAUAAUAUGAGGUCUUUGUCUCAAACCAAGAAGUUUUCUUUUCAAUCAUCUGCGAUGGCUUCUGCCAAAUUGAAAGAUGAGAAAGCUAAGCAGUCAGAGGAGUCUUUGAGAACAGUUAUGUACUUGAGUUGCUGGGGUCCCAACUAAACAAAGAUGCUAAGACUUCAUGCAAUUUUGGAUUUCCCUUUUUUUUUCGCUCGGAAUAUGAUGAGGAAUGAAAGAGCCAGAAGGUGCACCAAUCACAGAAGUGUCUCAACUCCCAACUAACAUGUUAUGUUACAUGCAUGCUGUUGAUUUGAUCCGAUCGAAUCAGAAGCUUAAUUAAUUGAGAAAUGAGUCUGAAGCAUGCAUUUUGCUGCCUUGGAGAGACAUGAAAUGGAUUUGGAAGAGGGGUCAUCAUUGGAAUGAUGAAAUUUCAGACAGAAAUUGCUAUUAUGUAUAGGAUUUUUUAUAUGAUGACACCAAGGUUAUGUAUUAUGCUGAAUAACUGUAAGAUGUAAUUUAUAAAGCUAAACAAGUCUUGAGAAAUGACUUUUCUCUAUGAA